AUGCUGGCUCAUCAUCAAGAUGUUCAACAAAUUGAAUAUCAAGAAAUAAAUUCAAUAUUUUCGGAUGGUAAUUUAAACAGACCGCCUACAUACGAGGAUUUACAAAAAAAGGAAUACUUAAAACGCGUUAUCAAAGAAACCAUGCGACUUUAUCCAGCUGUUCCUCUAGUGCUCAGACAAGUAGAAAACGAAAUGAUGAUUGGAAAAUAUCUAAUCCCGGCGGACACAAUUAUUGCGUUUCCCAUUUAUUGUUUGCAUUUAAAUCCACAAAGCUAUAAGGAUCCAGAAAAAUUUAAUCCUGACAACUUCUUACCUGACUGGUGGCACAAGAAACUGUAUUGGAAUGAAAUACGCAAUGCUUCAAAUGAAGACUGCGAUAUCUACUCUUGUAAGGUCCUACCGUUUUUCGCCAUCAAAAAAAUGCUUUACUCCGAAGGAUCUUAA
Molecule: messenger RNA, 444 nt
Organism: Adelges cooleyi (spruce gall adelgid)
Lineage: Eukaryota; Metazoa; Arthropoda; Insecta; Hemiptera; Adelgidae
Product: cytochrome P450 4c21-like
Exons: 4
Coding region: 1-444 (147 amino acids)
Molecular function (GO): heme binding; oxidoreductase activity, acting on paired donors, with incorporation or reduction of molecular oxygen; monooxygenase activity
Source: RefSeq, a predicted model, not a curated record